This is a messenger RNA of Epithele typhae, 744 nucleotides long. RefSeq lists its product as uncharacterized. NCBI's taxonomy places the organism in Eukaryota, Fungi, Basidiomycota, Agaricomycetes, Polyporales, Epitheliaceae. The transcript is spliced from 4 exons. The record is from RefSeq and is a predicted model, not a curated record. The coding region runs from base 1 to 744 and encodes 247 amino acids.
AUGUGGCUGCUCAGCACGGCUCGAGCGGAGCUCAAGUUCUUCCCUGGGCCCAAGGCCGUUCCCGUACAUACCCGAGCGUCCACUCAACAACACACCCUAUCGUCUUCCCGCCAUCUCGUAUCGCCCAAAAUCCGCGGUUUUCUCACUCUUGCUGAACGCGACGGCUACGACUGGGCUUGGGCGGACACGUGUUGCAUCGACAAGACGAGCAGCGCCGAACUCACUGAGGCCAUCAAUUCCGUGUGGCACCGGCGCGGGUGGACGCUCCAAGAACUGCUCGCGUCACGCGUUGUGGUCUUCUUCUCCAAGGAGUGGUCCCCGCUCGGGACCAAGUUUGAAUUGGCAGACCUACUGCAGGACAUCACGGGCAUCCCUUCCGAGGUCGUUCGACUGGAGAAGGACUUUACCGACAUGAGCGUGGCUGCGCGCAUGCCAUGGGCGUCGAAGCGGGAGACCACGAGGACCGAAGACACCGCCUACUGUCUGUUUGGGCUCUUCGGCGUCAACCUUUCGACGCUGUACGGAGAAGGUCAGAACGCAUUCUACAGGCUGCAGGAGGAGAUACUCAGAACAUCCGGCGACGUGUCUCUCUUCGGGUGGAGCGGAAAUAGCCCGGUCGUAUUCGCAAGCCUUCAGAGUCUCACAGGAUCACAUCCGCGGGUGGACGCGGUGGACGCGGACGGUCCCGGGCGCUCGAGGUGUCGUUCACGACGAGUUCGCUGGGCGGGGCUGGGGGGGUGUUGA